Messenger RNA from Verticillium alfalfae VaMs.102, 641 nucleotides. RefSeq lists its product as hypothetical. The record is from RefSeq and is a predicted model, not a curated record. The transcript has 2 exons. Bases 63 to 641 code for a protein of 192 amino acids. NCBI's taxonomy places the organism in Eukaryota, Fungi, Ascomycota, Sordariomycetes, Glomerellales, Plectosphaerellaceae.
UACCUCGCUAAUACCGGUUCAUCCUUCCUCCAACCACAACAACCACCCCCAAAACCAUCAAAAUGAAGUCUGUCUACGCUAUCGCUGCCUUCGCCGCCGUUGUGGCCGCCCAGAGCUCCUCCGGCCUCCCUGAGUGCGCCAUUCCCUGCAUCCGCGACGCCACCACCUCGGCCACCGACUGCACCUUCGGCGACUACUCUUGCUCUUGCGAGCCUGCCAACAACGCCGCCAUCCGCGCCGCUGCCACCAGCUGCGUCAUUGACGCCUGCGGUGUUGACGUUGCCCUCAACGAGGUCAUCCCCGCCACCGAGGCUCUCUGCGCCAACCCCCCCACCUCCCCCGAGGAGCCUACCACCACCGCUGCUGAGACCACCGCCGCUCCCUCCGCCGUCGAGUCCGCCGUUGAGUCCGCCGUUGAGUCUGCUGUCGAGUCCGCUGUCGAGUCGGCCGCUCCCUCCGGCUACCCCGUCCCUGAGGUCUCCUCUGCCGCUCCCCACCCCUCGACCACUGCGGCUCCCGCUCCCAGCCACACCGGCAACGCCACCGAGCCCGCGCCCACCCACGUCGAGGUUGACGGUGCCGCUUCCCUCGGCUUCAUGGGCGUUGCCGCCAUGGUCGGUCUCGCCGCCAUUGCCCUGUAA